Messenger RNA from Mytilinidion resinicola, 1771 nucleotides. RefSeq lists its product as uncharacterized. Gene Ontology annotation, molecular function: mRNA binding; RNA 7-methylguanosine cap binding. Bases 88 to 1527 code for a protein of 479 amino acids. Gene Ontology annotation, cellular component: cytosol; nucleus. The record is from RefSeq and is a predicted model, not a curated record. NCBI's taxonomy places the organism in Eukaryota, Fungi, Ascomycota, Dothideomycetes, Mytilinidiales, Mytilinidiaceae. The transcript has 2 exons.
ACCACAACCUCAUCGUCUCUGCCAGUCACCAGCCGUCGUGACCACCCGCCGUCGUCGUGCCGGCGCCGCUCACAAUUCACCGUCGCCAUGGAGGCCUCUGGCGCUAACGAGACUACCAACAUGCAGAACUACAGCACGGAUGUUGACAUGGAGGAUGUCGGCGACAUUGAGCUCGACAUCAACGACCCCGAAGUCUGGCGGCAGAUGCAGGAAGAGGAGAGAGAGUGGAAAGAAGCGGAAGAGCUGGAGCGACAGCGAGCCCUACAACACCCGUUCGAACGCCUCAACGACCCCCGCCCGGCCCCGAUGUCACAGCUCACAGACACCGUCCCACGAAAAGUGCAUAUCAUGGGCCUCAACACCUUGAGCACGCAGGAUGUCCAAGCCUUCAUCGCCGAGCGUGGCUGCACGCGGGAUUUCCUGAGGGUUGAGUGGAUCAAUGACUCGUCGGCCAAUCUCGAAUUUGUGACCGAUGAGGCGGCUAAAAUGGCACUGAAUGCAUUUACCGGCUUGAAUGUUGAGGAUUGGGAGGAGAAGAAAGUUCCAAAGACAGGCCUGUCGACAAAAGAGCUAUCAUACCGACCAGACGUCGAGUUGAGGGUGCGCCUUGCCGGUAUCUAUGACGCGAAGCAGAAGGGUGCCCGUAAGCACAGCGAGUGGUACCAGAAGAACGGACGACGCGACAGCCGCUCGGAUGACAGGGGAAGGUUCAAGAAACCCCGCGACCUGGACGCGCCACGCAAGAGCCGACACGGUGAGGGCGAGUUUGACGUCAGCCUUUACGGAGAGGACACGAGUGGCUCGUCAAGAGAACCCUCGAGGCAUAGGGAUGCUGGAUCCAGAGACAGGCGCCACAAUUCGUUCCCCGGCACACGAGACAUAGAGCUGUUUGGAGACGCCAGCAGCCGCAAGAAGGUCCAAUUCUCGCGCGAGGACAACCGUGGCCGCCUGCGCAAUAGGAGCGCAUCCCCGAACCCUGAGGGCGACGGCCGCAUGGGCUUUGAGGCGGACGAGGAGGCUAGCCGUCGCAAGAUCCGUCGCCGCACCCCGACUCCCCCAUCGUACCGAAAGGACGCCAGAACCACCCGUGGAAAGGAACUGUUCCCAGUUAAGUUGGUCACCUUCACAACCGACAGGGAGUUGUUUGGAAAGAAGUCCCCCUCUGCCCCGCGAUCUAAGGAGCUAUUCCCCAAUAGAACUCCCAACAGCAACCACCGCCGCAGCGAUGCCGUCGACGCGAGCGAGGAUGUUCCCGAGCUAUUCCAGAAAGCGCCAGUCAAAGCACGCAGCCUGGCAGAUCGAAUCACGCGUGGUCCCCCAAGCCUCGAGGACCGCAUCACGAAACCACGCGACCUAGCCAGCAGAAUCACGAACAACGGGAAGUCCGACCAAAAGGGACAGGCGGAGGGGUUCACCAUUCGUGGCGCUGCACAGGAGACCAGAGAGCUUUUCGAGGACAGAGAGCUCUUUGACACAAAGAACAAGGGCCGCGGUGGCCCACGCCGUGGUGCAGAAGAUUUCUUUUGAUUGACCAAAGGUCCCCCUCUCUCUUUCCUUUUGUAACUACUUUCUGGCAUAGCGUGGACACGGUGGCAUAGGUCGGAGUACAAAAUGGGUGCCUCUGAGCGGGCGGUCAUGUUGCUUAUGAUACCACUUUUGCUCGGUAUUUGGUUGUUUUUGUCGGUCUUUCUGCUUGAUACUGGUCACUAGGACCCCUCUUUGCUGUAAUAAAAUAGAACAAUGGUACUCAGCGUGCUCACAACGCCUACGU